AUGAUAUUUACAUUAAGUGUUGUAGUGAAAAGUGCCCGACAGCCGCGUCUCCGACCCCCACCCCCUCCCUGCUCCCAUGCAUUUCUGGAUGUUUCUAUCUCAUUGAUGUCCCAAUGGUUUUAUGGCAGGACUGCAGGAUUAGAAAGAAAGUGCCUGACAGCCGCUUCUCCAACCCCCACCCCCUCCCGGCUCCCGAGCGUUUCUGGAUGUUUCCAUCUCAUUGAUGUCCCAAUGGCUAUAUGGCAGGACUGGAUCAGUAAGAAAAUGCCCGACAGUCACUUCUCCGACACCCACCCCCUCCCGGUCCCGAGCGUUUCUGGAGGUCUCAUUGAUGUCUCAAAAGCGUUAUGGCAGGACUGGAUCAGUUAGGAAAGAAAAGAAGUAUGCCAUCAAACGUUUCUACCUGCCCACAAAGAACAACGAUAGAAUACGCACAUGGGACAACUCUUUCUCGCGUAUACAUGAAUCAUGUACAUUGAACUGUAUUCUAUACAUCGUUGUUAGGGAGCUUACGGGUGAUGAGGCCCGACAUCUAGUGGUACGAGACAAAUUCCUGUAAUUCUGGAUGACAAACGGGCAGAGGUUUCUGAGUUUUCCCUAUAAAAGAGGGUUUUAUCUCAGUUUUUCCUCGGCGAGUCGACCACGUCUGUAAGCUCAUGUUGCAAAUUCAUACUGUUAAUGCUUAUUGAUUUCUCCAAGUUCUUCUUUAUGAAAUAUCAAAGUUAUAAAUUUGAAAUUGUACAGAAGAGAAAUGUAUCUCAAUUGAAUAAAUUCUCUCUGUGUUUUACGCACAUGUCUUUUAACUAGAUGAAUAUGCUUUUGUGUCAAGAUGUUGUAGACGAUUUGUUAUGUAAUUAUUUUAACAAUAUAAAAUUACAUUUGUGU
Molecule: messenger RNA, 885 nt
Organism: Mya arenaria
Lineage: Eukaryota; Metazoa; Mollusca; Bivalvia; Myida; Myidae
Exons: 5
Coding region: 1-369 (122 amino acids)
Source: RefSeq, a predicted model, not a curated record